GGCUUAUUGUUAACCCACCCGGAGCAGCAAAUCCUCACAGACCUGUAGGAGCUGGAGUGGGAGCACCAGGAGCACGACUUCUUUCUGAGUCCCUGGCAUCCCCGGAAGCUUCAACUCUGGAGGCGAUGGGCCGGAAGGAAGAAGAUGACUGCAGCUCCUGGAAGAAACAGACGACCAAUAUCCGGAAAACCUUCAUCUUCAUGGAGGUGCUGGGAUCAGGAGCUUUUUCGGAAGUUUUCCUGGUGAAGCAAAGGGUGACUGGGAAGCUCUUCGCCCUGAAGUGCAUCAAGAAGUCACCGGCAUUCCGGGACAGCAGCCUCGAGAAUGAGAUCGCCGUGCUGAAAAAGAUCAAGCAUGAAAACAUUGUGACCCUGGAAGACAUCUAUGAGAGCGCCACUCACUACUACCUGGUCAUGCAGCUUGUUUCCGGUGGGGAGCUCUUUGACCGGAUCCUGGAGCGGGGUGUAUACACAGAGAAGGAUGCCAGCCUGGUGAUCCAGCAGGUCUUAUCAGCCGUGAAAUACCUCCACGAGAAUGGCAUCGUCCACAGAGACUUAAAGCCUGAAAACCUGCUGUACCUCACCCCUGAAGAGAAUUCUAAGAUCAUGAUCACAGACUUUGGUCUGUCCAAGAUGGAACAGAGUGGUGUCAUGUCCACUGCCUGUGGGACCCCAGGCUAUGUUGCUCCGGAAGUGUUGGCCCAGAAACCCUACAGCAAAGCUGUGGAUUGCUGGUCCAUUGGCGUCAUCACUUACAUAUUGUUGUGUGGGUAUCCUCCUUUCUACGAAGAAACUGAGUCUAAGCUUUUUGAGAAGAUCAAAGAAGGCUACUAUGAGUUUGAGUCUCCAUUCUGGGAUGACAUUUCUGAGUCAGCCAAGGACUUCAUUUGCCACUUGCUGGAGAAAGACCCGAGUGAGCGGUACACCUGUGAGAAGGCCCUGAGGCACCCCUGGAUUAACGGGAACACAGCCCUCCACCGGGACAUCUAUCCAUCAGUCAGCCUUCAGAUCCAGAAGAACUUUGCCAAGAGCAAGUGGAGGCAAGCCUUCAACGCCGCCACCGUGGUGCACCACAUGAGGAAGCUGCACAUGAACCUGCACAGUCCCGGCGUCCGCCCCGAGAUGGAGAACAGGCCUCCCGUCACGAAAGCCUCAGAAGCUUCGAGACCCAGCUCCCCUGAGAUCACCAUUAUUGACGCCCCCGCCCUGGACCAGAGCGUGGCCCUCCCGGCCCUGACCCGGCUGCCCUGCCAGCAUAGCCUCCGGCCCACAGCUCCCGGUGGCAGGUCCCUCAACUGCCUGAUCAACGGCUCCCUCCGCAUCAGCAGCAGCCUGGUGCCCAUGCAGCACGGGCCCCUGGCGGUGGGGCCCUGUGGCUGCUGCGCCAGCUGCUUGAGCAUCGGGAGCAAAGGGAAGUCCUCCUACUGCUCUGAGCCCUCACUCUUCAAAAAGGCCAACAAAAAGAACUUCAAGUCCGAGGUCCUGGUGCCAGUCAAAGCCAGCGGCAGCUCCCACUGCCGGGCGGGGCAGACUGGAGUCUGUCACAUUAUGUGAUCCCUGUGUCACUGCAGCUUUCAGGAGAGAUGGCCAACUCUUCUCUGCCCUUCCGAACCUGGGUCUACUCUGCAGCAGGAGGAGGGGAGCAAGCGGGGCAAGGCGUGGCAGGAGCAAUUUCCGGUCAGAAGCAGCCAACUGCUUCCGCCUGGGGCAGCCCCUCACCGCAGGCCCAGGCGUGAGCCUCCGGGCGACAAGGCCUCUGAAGCUGUGGGCAGGAGGAACGGCACCCGCCGGCUUCCAG
This is a messenger RNA of Myotis daubentonii (Daubenton's bat), 1797 nucleotides long. RefSeq names its product calcium/calmodulin dependent protein kinase IG (gene CAMK1G). The record is from RefSeq and is a predicted model, not a curated record. Gene Ontology annotation, biological process: protein phosphorylation. Lineage: Eukaryota; Metazoa; Chordata; Mammalia; Chiroptera; Vespertilionidae. Gene Ontology annotation, molecular function: ATP binding; protein kinase activity.